Molecule: messenger RNA, 2048 nt
Organism: Zea mays
Lineage: Eukaryota; Viridiplantae; Streptophyta; Magnoliopsida; Poales; Poaceae
Product: protein NRT1/ PTR FAMILY 8.3
Exons: 4
Coding region: 77-1927 (616 amino acids)
Biological process (GO): oligopeptide transport; transmembrane transport
Cellular component (GO): membrane
Molecular function (GO): transmembrane transporter activity
Source: RefSeq, a predicted model, not a curated record
GCCCGCGCCUCGACGUUCCAUUGGCACUGUGGCCGAUUUAUACCCUUGAUGGGAUCCCGCCUCCGUGUGCCCUCACAUGGCAGACGGCUGGGAGGAGGAGCUGUGGCGCCGGCCUUGCAAGAGCCAAUGUGUCGGUGGAGAGGAGAUGGCGCCCACCGGAGCUACAUUGUCUGCCUGCUCGACGCCGCAAGUGGUGGCCAGCUCCACUGCUCUCACCGCUAGCCGUCUGCAGGAAUAUGAGCCGUACACUUGCGAUGGCUCUGUUGACAUCAACGGCGACCCAGCGUCGAAAAAGCACACUGGGAAAUGGAGAGCCUGCUACUCGAUUCUUGGUGGUGAGUUCUGCGUCUCUUUGGCGUACUACGGUGUGGGGACGAACCUGGUGAGCUACCUAACCAAGGCGCGGAAGCAGAGCAAUGUCGCUGCGGCGAGCAACGUCGCCUCAUGGCAGGGAACCUGCUACCUGACUCCCCUACUCGGCGCAUUCCUGGCGGAUUCGUAUUGGGGAAGGCAACGGACGAUCGUCAUUUCCCUCGCCAUCUUUACCAUGGGGAUGCUUGUACUGACACUUGCGGCAGCAAGCAUUCAUGCACUGGACAUCUCUCCCCAGGGCCAGGACGCCCUGCCUUCCCUUGGCCUUUUCCUGGCCGCCCUAGGCCUGGGUGGCGUGUGGCCAUGCGUGCCCACGUUUGGGGCCGACCAGUUCGACGACACCGACGGAGCGGAGAAGGCGCAGAAGGAGCGGUACUACAACUGGUACUACUUCGCCGUCAAUGGCGGCUCCCUCGCGAGCACGCUCCUCGUGUACGUUCAGGACAGCUGGGGCUGGGGCUGGGGGUUCGGGAUACCUGCGCUGUUUUCGGUGGUUGGAAUAGCUGGGUUUCUUGCCAGCACCAAGCUUUACAGGUACCAGAAACCGGGAGGGAGCGCACUCACCAGGGUUUGCCAGGUUGUGGUUGCCGCCGUCCGGAAGGCCCAUGUGGACGUGCCGAGCGACAGCUCUCUCCUGUAUGAAGUGCCAGGCAAGGAGGCGGCGGCGGUCGUAGGGAGCAGGAAGCUGGUGCACACUCAAGGGCUAAGUAGGUUCUUUGAUCGGGCUGCCACCUUUUCCUCCGUCGACGAAGCAUCGUCUGCUGCUGCUGCUAUGCCUAGUCCAUGGAAGCUGUGCACGGUGACGCAGGUGGAGGAGCUGAAGGUCCUGGCGAGGAUGUUGCCUGUGCUGCUAGCUGGCGUAGUCUUCAACAUGGCUGAAGCCUUCUUCCCGCUUUUCGUCGAACAAGGAGAAGUCAUGGACAAGAACAUACGUGGGUUCUCAGUUCCUCCAGCCUCUCUGACGACCUUCAACUGCCUCUGCAUCCUCAUCCUGCUGGCCCCCUGUUACAGCAGGGUUGUCAAGCCAGUGCUGAGCAUGGCCACUGGUGGCCUCAAAGGAGGCGGCCUGUCCGAGCUGCAGCGAGUCGGCGUGGGUCUGGCUUUCGCUACGCUCUCGUUGGCUUCGGCCGCGCUGGUUGAGACGACGCGCCUCAGGAUCGUCGACGAACGAGGCCUAGCGCACCGCGACGCUGCCGUCCCCAUGAGCAUCCUGUGGCAGGCACCGCAGUACGUGUUCGUUGGCGUAGCGAAAGUGUUCGCCGCUGUCGGUUUCACCGAGUUCGCAUACGAGCAGUCGCCCCAUGCCAUGCGAAGUUCGUGCCAGGCCUGCUCGCUCGUCAUGGUCACCCUUGGAAACUACCUUGUCUCUGUGAUGUUGAAGCUCAUGGAUUCGGCGACACUGGUGGGAAGAGGGCGGCACGGCUGGAUCCCUGAUAACCUCAAUGAGGGUCGUCUUGAUCGUCUGUUCUGGUUGAUGGCAGGAUUGCAGCUUCUCAACCUUCUCGCUUUCGCAUGUUGUGCCACCAGGUACAAGCGCAAACAGGCUACUACUUGACUUUGUUUGCGUCACAUGCUAUAUAUGUCCUCGUUCGUCCGCAGAAGUUUUGACACACCCUUGUAACAUUGUUUUUGAAGAACCGGAAGGUUUUCGAUACUAAUACUAGUACCACUUCAAA